Molecule: messenger RNA, 131 nt
Organism: Racocetra fulgida
Lineage: Eukaryota; Fungi; Glomeromycota; Glomeromycetes; Diversisporales; Gigasporaceae
Source: the annotation of a GenBank genome assembly
AAAUGCAAAGUAUCCGCUUAGCUAUUAGUAAUAAUGAAAGUGAAAGUCCAGAAAUAACCACUGCUAAUGAAAGCGUUGAAAUCAUCACAUCUAAUGAAAGCACAGGAACAAUUGUUAAUAAAGGUUCUGAA